AUGCCAAAAAUCAAGUCCACAACAACUCCCAACGUCCUCGACCUAGCUGAGGUCGCUACAACGACUGUAAACAGUGCGCUAAACUCAACGACAAAGGAUAUGUGGGGAUUCCCAUAUGACAGGCCGCUCUCCAAUCCGUAUGCGCAAUAUGUAAGUUGUAAACGCAUAUUAAACUCUCUUAUUACAAAAAAUGGAGCCUCCAAAAUCUUUUGUAAGAAUCUCUCUGUGGUAGCUUGAUCUUUUUAAAUAGUUUAAAUUUGACAAUCAUGAACCAUAGUAAAUGUAUAUUGUUCGAUAUGGGCUAAUUGUAAGAGUAACUUACCAUUGAGAAAAUUCUCUCUACUUGCCUACCAACAGUUUUGCAGGCCCUGUAAUUGUACUACAUCUUAUUACAAACCCUUCCGUUGUAGGUAAAUUUUGAUGACAUCCCAUUUUCAGCUCUACGAUACCUAUUAUGGGAAGGGCGUCCAGUUUGAAAUCAUUCUGCCUCCCAUUUUGUACAUUAUCCUCAUGUUCCUCAGUUACUUUGGCAAUGGGAUGAUAGUGCUUUCAACCAUCAAGAACAAAAAUCUCCAUGGCUCCUACAACAUUCUGAUGUGCAUGGGUUGCAUUGGCGACAUGAUGCACCAAAGUUGUCAUUGGGUUUACUCCGUAAACAUGUUCUCGGGCAACAAUUUCAUACCAUAUAACUUGUGUUUCUACACUCAAGCCUUCUUCCAAACUGGGAUUAGUUUGAGCGUGGUGAUGACGUUUUUUGUCGGAAUCGACCGGUUGAUCAGUGUUACUAUGCCCACCACUUAUAGGCAGCUCAAUUAUUGGCUUUACAUCGGGUCAAUGUUUUUGAUAACGGCCGCUUUUUCGCUUUACAUUCUGUAUUUGGGCUGGACUCAUGUUUAUACGGAGUACGGAGGAGAGUAAGUUGCUUUAAUUUUACGUGGCAAAUACUCGGAGUUUUUUGCAAAAAUUUUCGAGGAUACACGGCCAUAAACUCUUUUUCUUUCGGAUCACGCUAAAAUCAGCUCGUUUGGCCCUCUCUCCUCAUUUGUGUGCCCUCUCGAAAAAGGCCACUGCGUAUCUCGGCUGCUGCUGGAAAGUGUGAGAACUUCCACAUCUUGAUAUAUCGUCGAGCCAGAUACGGCUAUUUACGUAAUGUGUCUAGGCUCUUUGUCGCUUGGCAAAAACCCCAUUUUGCGUAGCGCAUCCGCGAAUGUGUCAAGUUCAAACUCUUCUACGGUAAAUCCUUCGUUUAGACCCGUCAUGUGCGUAAUCAUCGACUCCAUGGGCGGGGAAGCGGCCAACACCUGGUUCGUGGUGUGCGUUAUAAUCAACGCACUUGACGUUUUAAUCUAUGGCGCUGUUUGGGCUACAUUGAAGUUCAAGACCGGCGCUUCCGAGUCCAUGAAGAAAGUGUUCAAGUCACUCCUGGUGAUCAUGUGUUUCGUAUUCUUUGGCUGGAUGCUGAAUGCGUUUGUUCGAUCGAUACUGUUGGUCUACUUUAACAUCCCGAUUGAGGAAUUUUUCUACUAUGCGUCGUAUUUUGGGCUGUGCGCAAACAUUGCGAGCACUUCCAAUUUUGCCGUCUUGUAUAUUUUCAGGUUAGUUUUUUUUUUGCUUUUUAGAAGAUUGCAACUUUCUAGGCCUCUUGCAACACGCGAGAUAAAGUUUUCAGAAAUUCAUAUUAUGUAAAAACAAAACGCAUAUUAAUAGCUUUCCAGAACAAAACUUUUCAGUUUCCAACACUUUCCUAACUAAGUUUAUUUGCAGUUCCGAAUACCGUGCCACAUUCCAACGUCUGCUGGGCCCAAUUUUCCCAUGCAUGAAGCCGAAGCAGGACGAAAAACUCUUCUUCAACACGCCUUCUACGAUUACUGUGUCAGCAGCGCCCAUCAAAUAA
Molecule: messenger RNA, 1894 nt
Organism: Bursaphelenchus xylophilus (pine wood nematode)
Lineage: Eukaryota; Metazoa; Nematoda; Chromadorea; Rhabditida; Aphelenchoididae
Source: the annotation of a GenBank genome assembly